AUGUGUUCGAAAUUUCUCUUUGCUCUGUUCAUCUUCUUCCUCGCAGCCCCCAUAUUUCCUUCCAACAGCAUCACUCUCUACGGCGGCGCUUUCUUGAACGCCGCCUCCAUCGCCCUGUCAAAGGAGAAGAACUUCACCUUCCUCCCGCUGCCUCUGUUCUUCCCGCCGGCUCCACCGCCUCUAUUUCGUGCCAUUUCUCUUUCGCCGUCGACAUGUUUGUGUUACAUCAAAAGGCGCAAAUUUCACGGGCCUCUAUGUGACUACAUGUGCCUCCCAAUUGAGGAACCCUAUUAUCUCGUCGUGGAAUUCAAUUUCUGA
Messenger RNA from Striga asiatica, 318 nucleotides. The record is from the annotation of a GenBank genome assembly. Lineage: Eukaryota; Viridiplantae; Streptophyta; Magnoliopsida; Lamiales; Orobanchaceae.